Molecule: messenger RNA, 2318 nt
Organism: Syngnathoides biaculeatus (alligator pipefish)
Lineage: Eukaryota; Metazoa; Chordata; Actinopteri; Syngnathiformes; Syngnathidae
Product: glycine--tRNA ligase-like
Exons: 17
Coding region: 75-2105 (676 amino acids)
Biological process (GO): mitochondrial glycyl-tRNA aminoacylation
Cellular component (GO): cytoplasm; mitochondrion
Molecular function (GO): ATP binding; glycine-tRNA ligase activity
Source: RefSeq, a predicted model, not a curated record
AGCUGGCUGGGUCGCCACAAUCGGCGGGGAGCAACGCACGCGGGGUUUUUUUGGGCUCUUCGACACGUGGCACGAUGGAACAGGCUUUGGCACCUUUGCGGGAGGCUGUGCGGAUGCAGGGCGACUUGGUGGCCCGGCUGAAGGAGCGAAGCGCCCCAGAGCUGGAGGUGAACCAGGCGGUCGCCGAGCUGAAAGUCCGCAAGAGAGCUCUCGAAAUGAAGGAGCUGUCCCUGCAGCCCAAAGACGACGUCGUUGACAGGGUCAAGAUGGACGACACCUUGAAGAGGAGGUUCUUCUAUGAUCAGUCUUUUGCUAUAUAUGGAGGUGUGGCCGGGCUGUACGACUUCGGGCCGGUGGGCUGCGCCCUGAAGAACAACAUCCUGCAGGUGUGGAGGCAGCACUUCAUCCAGGAGGAGCAAAUCCUGGAGAUCGACUGCACCAUGCUGACCCCGGAGCCCGUCCUGAAGACAUCAGGCCACGUUGACAAAUUUGCCGACUACAUGGUGAAAGACACCAAGACGGGAGAAUGCUUCCGGGCUGAUCACCUCCUAAAAGCCCACUUGAAGAAAGUGAUGUCCACGGAGACCUGCGCCCCCGAGAAGGUGGCUGAGAUGGAGGACGUGAUCACGCAGAUGGACAACUACACCCAGCAGGAGUUGGGCGGACUGUUCGUCAAGUACAACGUCAAGUCCCCCUCCACAGGAAAUGACCUCACGUCUCCCAUCUCCUUCAACCUCAUGUUCCAGACCUCCAUCGGGCCAGGAGGCAACACCCCUGGCUACCUGAGGCCAGAAACGGCUCAGGGAAUGUUCCUCAACUUCAAGCGACUCCUCGAGUUCAACCAGGGAAAACUCCCCUUCGGCGCCGCUCAGAUCGGAAACUCCUUCAGGAACGAGAUCUCGCCUCGCUCCGGACUCAUCCGCGUCAGGGAAUUCACCAUGGCCGAGAUCGAGCACUUUGUGGACCCCAACGAGAAAGUCCACCCCAAGUUCUCCAGCGUGGCCGACGUGGACAUCCUUUUGUACUCCUCCAAGGCUCAGACCAGCGGGCAGUCUGCGCAGGUCAUGAGGCUCGGAGAUGCUGUGGAGCAGGGGAUCAUCAACAACUCCGUGCUGGGCUACUUCAUCGGCAGGAUAUACUUGUACCUGCUCAAAGUGGGCCUGAGCAAAGACAAAGUGCGCUUCCGACAGCACAUGGAGAACGAGAUGGCGCACUACGCCUGCGACUGCUGGGACGCCGAGUCCAAAACCUCCUACGGUUGGAUCGAGAUCGUCGGGUGCGCCGACCGCUCGUGCUACGACCUCUCGUGUCACUCCAGAGCCACCAAGGUGCCUCUGGUGGCUGAGAAGCCCCUCAAGGAACCAAAGGUGGUCAACGUGGUGAAGUUCGAGCCCAACAGGGGCGCCGUCGGAGCGGCGUACAAAAAAGACGCCAAGCUCAUCUUCGACUACCUGGACGCGUGCGACGAGUGCUACAUCGACGACGGGGAGAAGCGACUCGACGAAAGCGGAGAGCUCAGCGUGUCGACGGAGGGCAAAACGUUCAAGCUUUCCAAAGAAAUGGUGGCCGUCAAGCGAUUCCAGAAGACGUUGCAUGUUGAGGAGAUCGUCCCAAACGUGAUCGAGCCGUCCUUCGGCAUCGGGAGAAUCAUGUACUCCAUCUUCGAGCACUCCUUCCACAUGCGGCAAGGAGACGAACAGAGGACGUAUUUCAGUUUUCCUGCCACCGUCUCCCCGUACAAGUGCUGCAUCCUCCCUCUGAGCCAAAACCAAGACUUUACGCCUUUUGUCCAACAACUGUCCGAGGCGUUGACCAGAAAGGGCGUGUCCCACAAGGUGGACGACUCGUCGGGAUCCAUCGGCAGGCGCUACGCCCGCUCCGACGAGAUCGGCGUGGCCUUCGGCGUCACCGUCGACUUCGACACCGUCAACAAGACGCCGCACACCGCCACCCUGAGGGACCGCGACUCCAUGAGGCAGAUCCGCGUCGAGGUGGAUGCCUUGCCCUGUGUGCUUUGGUCGCUGGCCAACGGCGCCACCGCGUGGCCUCAGCUGGAAGUGCAGUACCCCCUCUUUGAAGGGCAGGAGACCAGCAAGAAGGAGUGACUGAUGAAAAUGCUCAUCACGGAGCCUUAACAUUUUUUACAUAGCUAGAAGACAUAUUAAAGGAAUCGAACACUAAUUAUGAACUGUUUUUCUACACGACGUGUGCCGGGUAAGGUCCCCUGCGGCGCAUUACUCAUUUAAAAAAAAAUAAAAACAAUUCCCAAAUGGAAGUGUAGCAGUAGCACCUGCCGUUGUUGUUAUUUUUAUACCUCG